Messenger RNA from Gilbertella persicaria, 1479 nucleotides. RefSeq names its product Metallo-dependent phosphatase-like protein. Gene Ontology annotation, molecular function: endopolyphosphatase activity; exopolyphosphatase activity. The record is from RefSeq and is a predicted model, not a curated record. The transcript has 5 exons. Lineage: Eukaryota; Fungi; Mucoromycota; Mucoromycetes; Mucorales; Choanephoraceae. Gene Ontology annotation, biological process: polyphosphate catabolic process. Gene Ontology annotation, cellular component: fungal-type vacuole. The coding region runs from base 35 to 1348 and encodes 437 amino acids.
UUUUUUUUUCUUUACUACUCUUCCUUCUUUUAUCAUGACUGGUCUCAAGACAUUUAUUUGCAUUGCAGCAUCUAUUCUGAUUUUUCAGUCUUCUGUAAAUGCUGUACCUCUUCAACAAAACCGUGCACUUGUCAAAAGAGGAUCCAAAUUAAAUGGCAAAUUUCUUCAUAUCACAGAUAUUCAUAUUGAUCCUAACUAUAAAGAAGGUGCUGAUCCUCGCAGUUUAUGCCAUACGUACGGAAAGAAAAGAUCAAGCGAGAGUGGCAAAUUUGGUGCGUUAGGCACUGAUUGUGACUCGCCUGUGCCUCUUGUGAGAGCUACAUUUGACUUUCUCAAGAACGAAAUUAAUGAUAUUGAUUUUAUUAUCUAUACUGGUGAUACAGUACGACAUGAUCGAGAUGAUAAUUUACCUAGAACACAAGAUGAAGUCCUUGAUGGUCAUAAAUCUGUUAUGAAAUACUUUCAAUCUGCUUAUGAUACCAAAUACGUACCUUAUGUGCCUACGAUUGGUAACAAUGAUGUCUUUGACCACAACGAUGUCAAAAUCAACGACAAAAUUUUUGGUCAUCUUGAGACUAUUUGGGAGCCCCUUGGCCUUAACUUGACUGACGAAUUUAAUUCUGGAGGCUACUUUGUUCAACAAGUGAUUGAUGAUCAGUUGAGCAUUAUUAAUUUGAACUCUAUGUAUUUCUUUGAAAAGAACAAUGAGGCCUCUGAUUGCGAUAAGAGCGAUAGUCCUGGUGCAAUUCAGUUGAAAUGGUUAGAGAAAACAUUGAAAAGCUUUAGUGAAAAAGACGGACAUCAAGCUUAUAUCAUGAGUCAUGUUCCUCCUAUUGACGAUGAUGGUUCCAAGCUUUACAAGUCGACUUGUUACAAGCAAUAUUUUAAUUUGCUCGGUAAAUACUCAGGUGUCAUUGCUGGUCAUUUCACUGGACACACCAAUAACGACAAUCUAAAUGUGGUUGUUCCCGGGAAAAAGGAUAACUAUGAUUUUAUUGCUGCCGGUGGAAAGAAACUAAACAAAAAGGACGUUGAUAGUGCUGGCGUUGCUCUCUUUAAUUCACCCUCUAUUAUUCCUGUUAACAAUCCUGCUCUUCGUGUUUAUUCCUAUGAUGUGAGUGGUAGCGAUUAUCCUGUAGGCACCAUUCGUGAUUGGGAACAAUACUAUGUUGAUCUAGACAAGGCAAACAAUGAUGGCUCUGUCAAGUUUGAACUUGAAUACACAGCAUCCAAGCUAUACAAUGUAAAUCAUUUCGACGGCAAAGGGGUCGGCCAAGCUGUCUUGAAUCUUGCAGACGAUAAAGACGCUCGCAAGUUAUAUAAAAAAUACAUUUCUGUUUCUGUUUGAUGACUAUACCAACAUAUAUUACUUCCUCUAACAUAGAAUAAUUAUUUCAAUAAACAUGGAUAUUUCUUGUUGCAUAAGAGAGAUCUCUUAAAUGCAACUUGAGUAAGCCACAGUGACCUCUAAUUCUUUAA